Lepisosteus oculatus (spotted gar) is the source of this 1935-nucleotide messenger RNA. RefSeq names its product transmembrane protein 187 (gene tmem187). Gene Ontology annotation, cellular component: transport vesicle. The record is from RefSeq and is a predicted model, not a curated record. Lineage: Eukaryota; Metazoa; Chordata; Actinopteri; Semionotiformes; Lepisosteidae.
CAAGUUGUGAAUUUACCCCAGGUGUUUAUUCUGCGACCGACCGGGCAGGUCCAAAGGAGGCCGGGGGAGGGGGGGAGGGAUCUCCGCAAACAGCCAAUGGAAGCUCCGCUGCCACCCAAGUCUGUGUUACUAUUGGGCAGUGGUACUUGGAACAGAGCGCGCUUCAGCCAAUGGGAGGGUAGGAACUACCCCGACCACGCCCAUUUGGCAAGACAAAAAAAAAGUCCCCGGAAGAACAAGCGAUCGCUUCAGAGCAACAACCCGGCUGCCGAUGAGCUAACCGCAAAACAAACAAAUACCUAAAGCAACAUCCACUACAGAGGCUUUUAAAGACCUGGUUACAGCGGUGCACGUACCGGUUUGCAGAGUUUUUUUAAAAAAAGGGGUAGAAAUUAAACAGAGCCAGCGGCAGCAUUGGCCUGUGGUUGCCGAUACCGUGCAACCCCGCUCGCAAAGCAGCAGGACGGACGCAGCGGCUGCCGGGCCGUCGGCAGCCCGAGAGCUCCAGGCAUGAAGGCGGCGCUGCUACACGUGUCGCUCCCCGCCGCCCUCUGCCUCGCCGUGGCGGCCAGCGGCCUCUUCGACUCGGUGGCGGUGGAGCUCGGCUACGAGCACUACGCGGAGACCCCCGUGCCGGGGCUGCCGGCCUGGCUGGCCAUGCCGUGCAACUCGCUGGUCAACGUGGGCUACAUCGCGCUGGGGCUCUUCUGGCUGCGGGCGGAGCGGACGAGCGAGGGGGCGGCCUACAUGAAGGACGUCUUCGCUUCCAUGGCCAUCGCCUACGGCCCCGUGCAGUGGGCCCGCCUCGCCACGUUCGCCCGCCUGCCCGCCGUGCUGGACCAGUGGUUCACCCUCCCCAUCUUCGCCUGGGUGCCCGUGUGGUGCCGCUACAUCACCCACGGGUGGCAGCCGCGCCUCUGCCUGGCGGCGGAGCUGUGCUCCCUGGGCAGCUUCGCCCUGGCGCUGCUCCACGACCGCGGGUUCGAGGCGGCCCUGGGCCUCCACAUCGCCCUCGCCGCCGGCCAGGGGCUGCGCGUCCAGCGGCGGCAGGGAGACGCGCUGUCCCGGCGCUACCUGUGCCUGGCCCUGCUGUCGUGCGCCGGGUUCGUGGCGCUGAAGCUGCUCGACCUGCCCCUGGCCCGCUACCGGGGCUUCCGCCGCCUGUCCGGCCACUUCUGGUCCAAAGUGUGCGACGUCCUGCAGUUCCACUACAGUUUCCGCUUCCUGACCCAUCUGACCCGAGCCGCAGAGAGACGGGCGGCCAGGGCGGACUGACUCUCUGCGGACCGUCCAGACCCGUCAGCCUCCCCGGAGCACCGCCGAGCUUUAGCGCCGGAGUCCGGUUCUCUCCAAUCUCUCCAAGAUUUUCUGUCUGGGAUGGCCGGCUUUCUUCGUUUUAAACGCCCCCCCGCAAUGGAAACAUACAUUUUAAAGAAUAUGGGGAUUUUUAGAAUGCAGUAUUCUUAUAUCCGUUUUAGAGCAGACCUGCAGACCGCUCGAAUAAAUUGUAGCGUAGUGGUUGAAGUUGUGUGGUACGUCGCUAAGGUCAUCGGUCUUUGUUCAGAAAUGUUCUGAUUUUAUUUCCCUGAUGAAGGUAUACAUCUUAAAAUACCGUUCAAUACGUGAGAAGAGGACGCAUGUUACGUAAGUUAUUCCUGGGGGACAACAGCGAAUCACGGCCGGCCGCCCCUAGCAGGAGUGAUAGAAGCACCUCGGUCUCUGCCUCCGCGCGAUUGUUUACACCUGUAAAGUUUCCCGCAAACGGCAGACCUAUUUCUGCCAACACAAGAGCGGCCUCUUGUGGCCUCAUUGUGCCUAGUGUUCUUGUGCCUAGAACCGGUUUCAAAAAGACAGAGGCAGUGACCCAGGGGUGAGCGAUCCUGGUCUUGCAGGACACCACUGCAGACACACUGACCAGCCCUGGUCAUUUAGGGU